This is a messenger RNA of Sclerotinia sclerotiorum 1980 UF-70, 1731 nucleotides long. RefSeq lists its product as hypothetical. Gene Ontology annotation, biological process: lipid metabolic process. The transcript has 4 exons. The record is from RefSeq and is a predicted model, not a curated record. NCBI's taxonomy places the organism in Eukaryota, Fungi, Ascomycota, Leotiomycetes, Helotiales, Sclerotiniaceae. The coding region runs from base 1 to 1731 and encodes 576 amino acids.
AUGGGUCUCUUUAGUAGAUCAAAUAAGAAGAAAUUACGGGCAUCUCCACCUCGAUAUGGAUAUGAGUCUUCCAUUGAAUUACCAAGACAACCAAAUCCUACGACCAGAUCAAAUUUGUAUUAUGUGGAAAAACGUCCUCAUAUAUCGAAUGGCUACAAUCAAGGUCGACCAACACCACAAGGUUGGAUAGUUGCUCAAAUCGAACCAGCACCGUCGAGAUAUCAGCCACAUACUACCAUGGCGCCGCCUCCAUUACCACCAAGAGCACAACGAAAUGGUGUUGCGAUGAUGAAUUUUCGAUCGGUUACGAAUUUAUUCGCAGAGACAUCAAGGAAUGAUCUACCAUGCAUGGCUGCCAUUAAUAAUGGAGUCGCAAUCAUAUCACAACAAACCAUGCAUCAUUAUCAUCAAACGUCAGCUCUCUACGACACUUUAUCUUCGAAAUUAUGCUCGGUUGUCACAUCAAUUGAUGAGGAAAGAUUCAGUGGGGAUGAUAGAGAACUUACGGUACCUCAGCAUCAUGAUCAAGUUUUGCAAGAGGAUAAGCAAUUGGAGACGACCAGUCGAGACUUAAUGCUACGGAGUAAAAAGUCAAAAGGCAAUGUGAAGGAUGGAAAGUCAGCUGAAACGACAUACACAAAUUACUUUUCAAAGGUUCAUGAUUAUGCCAAUUCAAGGUUACCGAUGGAUCUCAAGCCUAUGAAAUUGUACACUAAUACAUACCCUCUCAUAUGUCUAGCAGCUCAAUACUCUGAACAAGUCUAUUCAAAACCUAUCGGACAAGAAAAAGAAACGAGAGUUAAUGCAGGAGGAAGGGCAGGAACUGUGAUGAAAAGUGUGCCAAUUGAUGAUAGGGAUGUAAUUGUGUUUGCGAUUCGAGGAACAACACAUUCAUUUACGGAUUGGGCUGUAAAUGUUAAGACGAAACCCACUUCACCACAAGGCUUCUUGGACGACCCAGGAAACUUAUGUCAUUCUGGAUUUUUAGGUGCUGCAAAAGAAUGGAUUAAACCAAUAGCAGCUCGACUUCGAAAUCUUCUUCAAGAAAAUCCCAAACGUACACAAUGUUCUUUACUAAUCACUGGACAUUCCGCUGGUGGAGCUAUCGCUGCUCUAUUAUAUUCACACAUGCUUUCAACCAGUCGCGAAGCCAAAUCAGAGCUCAAUGUCCUCGCAGGAUAUUUCAAACGAAUUCACUGUAUCACAUUUGGAGCUCCACCAAUAUCACUUUUACCAUUACAAAAACCUAAGGAUGCUUCUAAAUCUAUCUUCAUGUCUUUUGUCAAUGAAGGUGAUCUUGUCGCCAGAGCAGAUUUCGCUUACGUCAAAUCUCUCCUCGAUUUAUAUUCCACUCCCGCACCCGGAAAAUCAGUCUUGCCCCCUUUAAAACUAGGAAUCAAGCCCCAAAAAUCCACAAAUACAUUUUCCUUGAAGAAGAAGGAGAGCGAGAAGAAGAAGAAGAAGCAUUCAAAAACCGAUCCGAAUAUUUCUCUAAUAGGACCAAUUUGGCACGUUCCAGAAGCAACGUUGAGUAAUGCGGGAAGUAUCGUUCUUCUACGUGGUGUAGAUCGAGAGGGUAAUCCGGAGGGUAGUAAGAGGAUUCAGGAUAGAUUGGAUGAUGGGGUUAUUGCGCAGAUGAUCUCGGAUGAGUUGUUGAGGGGCGUGGUUUGGGGGGAUCCGGGUGUGAGAUGUAGGGAGAAGGGGUUAGAUGGGGUGGUUGAGAUGAGAUGA